GUUGCAUAUGAUAGAGCCUGGGUAGUUGCUGAAUAGAAGAAAUUGUCCAAUAGUUUGAAAGAAGAAACAGUAGAGGCGUGUGGAAGGAAGGCUUCGAGGCUCGGAAAACGAUGCCGGCGUAGCUGUUAGGUUAAGCCUGUCCCGAUGUUUUAGCGCGCAUCGUUUCCUUCCAAAAUGCCUUCGUCGCCCAAGCGCAGGAAGGAACGCGAGCGUCCCAGACGCCGAAAGCGUUCCAGGGACCGGAGCGACAGAGAUCGAUCCGGAGGGCGUGACCGCAAACGUUCCUCUGAACGGGAAAGGGAUCGAGACCGUGACCGAGAUCGAGGCAGACGGAAGUCGCGAUCCAGAUCAAGAUCGCGUUCGAGAUCGAGGUCAUACGAGCGCAAUCUAGAUAAACCGACGUCGUCACGCCGUGCUGCCCAACUGAAGCCCAUGGUACCGGAAUCUGAACUUGAAGGCAAAACGCCAGAAGAACAGGAGAUGCUGAAAACAAUGGGCUUCUGUGGGUUCGAUUCGACGAAGGGCAAAAAGGUGGAAGGUAAUGACGUCGGUGAAGUGCAUGUCAUAUUGAAGCGGAAAUAUCGACAAUACAUGAACCGUAAGGGAGGCUUUAAUCGUCCGCUGGACUUUGUGGCGUAACGACACUCAAGAUUAGAACGAUGGCGCGAAACACGUGGUGCCUAUGGGCAGCUCCCGAAUACCAUAACUACGAGCACACCGUCAACCGUCAGACACGAUAAUGGACCGUUUACCCAUCUUCAGCCUUGCCGCAGGUCCGCAGUUACAAAUCCAGGGACGAACCGGACGAAUUCAGUUUUCCUCUUUGCAAACUAUUAUUAUUUCCAAUUUGCCAUUCUGUUACAAGCAACCCCGUCGUAUGUUUUCUUCUUCGUACGGGUCAGACUAAUCCUUUCAUCAUUACAGUUAACGUUUUUCUUUGCAUCAUUUCUUACACAUUCUACGUUUAACCAUCAUGAUGGUAUAUUUAAAUGAUUCCCCCUCACCGCAAACAGCCUUGCGUGCCUGCGACCGUUCGCAAUGGUAUUGGGUACGUGUACGCCUCCAUAGCCGAACAAUAGUCAACCAACUAAUCACCUCACCACACAUACACACACAAACAACUGCAACGGGUUCCAUAUUACAGCAAUAGUUAAUUUUCAUAUACACCAUAUACAAAAUUUACCACACAAUGCAAUAGCCAAAACGCUACAUCGUGUCACCACGGGGAGUAACGCUCGGUCAGUUCGCUCCUACGAGCUCUGGUUCCAGAUAUACGGCACCAUAAUAGAUGUGCGACAGCAACUUGAGUUCAUAUACUGCGCCUUUUGCGCUAUCCUGCUUUUGGCAGUGUGCCUUUUGUAAUCACAAAAAGAAGACACAUUAAAGGUUUUUUAAUAAAACCUUAAAAUGCGCAACGUUGUUGGUGAACCUAAACACAAAAAGAAUUAUCACAUUACAGGGAUUACAAGCUAAACAUUUCUUCCCUUCCCGAUGCAUUGGACAUCACACACUCUCUCUCCUCCAUGCCAAGUUUCCGUUGCACAUCACAAACACGAUUUCACUGUUAUUAUGUUUUAUGUUCUGCACCGGUGAUCGAGAGCAGAUUCCCUGUGUGUGAACAGGCAUGUAGCGUCCUUAAUAUACCUCACAAACAAAAACCACACCUACACUCACAUCAAACCAUACAAAACAAUAGAUACAAAAUACCAGCAAAUUUAAAUAUACCUCAUAAAAGUAGCAUAUAAGCAUAUUAGAUAGAUUUACUGUGCCGUAUCACAACUCUUGAGCGAGUUUGUUCUCGUUUUCAUUCUGUUUUUCACACUUUUGUAACAUCAUUUAAGAGACAUACUGUAUGCAACUGGUUCAAAUACAAAGAAGAAAUAAAGGGAAAGUUCUGUUUUUAUACAUUAA
This is a messenger RNA of Anopheles funestus (African malaria mosquito), 1911 nucleotides long. It is a transcript of the gene ytr, whose product is annotated as U4/U6.U5 small nuclear ribonucleoprotein 27 kDa protein. Gene Ontology annotation, cellular component: precatalytic spliceosome. Bases 175 to 639 code for a protein of 154 amino acids. The record is from RefSeq and is a predicted model, not a curated record. Lineage: Eukaryota; Metazoa; Arthropoda; Insecta; Diptera; Culicidae. Gene Ontology annotation, biological process: RNA splicing. The transcript is spliced from 4 exons.